This is a messenger RNA of Prorocentrum cordatum, 1383 nucleotides long. The record is from the annotation of a GenBank genome assembly. NCBI's taxonomy places the organism in Eukaryota, Dinophyceae, Prorocentrales, Prorocentraceae.
AUGCUCGACACGCUGCGCUCGCAGGGCGCGGGGGGCAAGAAGACGAUGAAGGAGAUUGGCUCGCCCGCAGCCAGCCUAGCGCUGGCGGCCUUGGAGGGCGUGAUGCUGUGCGACAUUGGCGGCGGCAUGAAGAACGAGAUCCGCAUGCACCUUCCGAUGCGCUCCCCCGAGGAGCAGGACGCGACGCCCGACGUCGAGACAGCGGACCUGGAGGCCGCCGUGGGUUUCAUUCGCUCGGGGAGUUGCUACGCUUCGCAGAAGAUGAAGGUCAUCGUAGGGGCUCCCCGCUGGGAGGGGCGAUUACUCAUCCAUAAAGCGCUGCGGGCAGAGGACGUUGCGACCCGCCGCAAAGGGGUAGCGCCAGCGGGCUGGCUCGAGGACGAAGUGGGCCACCGGCUGGAGACGAUCAGCGAGGGCGGCCUUGUAGAGCCAGGCUCGGAGUUAGGCUUCUUCUACGACCCCGAUCUGGAGCUCUUCAAGCGCUGGCACCAGCUGGGCAUAUGGUACCCCUUCUACCGCGGCCACGCACACCUGGAGACGAAGCGGCGGGAGCCGUGGGUGCACGGCGACGAGGUGACGUCCAUGAUCCGCGAGCAGGUAACGGCGCGCUACCAGCUGCUGCCCAUGUGGUACACCCUCUUCGCGGAGUGGUCCAUGGCCGGGCGGCCCGUGCUGCGGCCGCUCUGGUUCCACGACCUGGCGGACACCAAGGCCUUCGUCCACUCCGACACCCACUUUCUCGUUGGGGAGCAGAUCUUGGUGCGCGCCGUGACGGAGAAGGGGGCGCCGAGCCUCAACGUGUAUUUACCCAAGGGCGAUUGGUACGACUACUGGGAGCCGCACGCGGGGGUGACCGUGGGCGGCGCCGAGUCGGCGGUGGCGCUGCACCCGGGCCGCGUGCCCGUGUACGUGCGCAGGGGCACCGUGCUGCUGAAGAGGAUGCGGCGGCGGAGGAGCAGCGGCGCCAUGGCUGCGGACCCGUACAGCAUCUUCGUCUACGGGCCCCUCUCCAGGGGCCGCGUCUACAUCGACGACGGGAGCAGCCACAACUACCAGCAGGGCGACUUCCUCUACGAGGAGCUCAUUUUCGACGGCAGCACGCUCAGCGAGGCGCCGGCCCCGCCGCUGCCGGCGGCCGCGGCGCCCUCGCAGGGUGCGCCUGGCAUCCCGGACACCCACCUCCGCGUCGAGCGCGUGGUCCUCUACGGGCUUGCGAGCGAGCCAACGGGCGCCGCGCUGGAGUGGCAGGGCGGCGCGGCGGAGCCGGGGCCGCCGGAGCGGCUGCAGAUCUCCGCCCGGAAGGCCGGAGACGGCUGGACAGCGACCAUCAAGAAGCCUCCGUGCCUGCUCGGCAAGCGGUGGGCGAUCCGGCUGGCGUACUGA